AUGGUUGGCAUCCCGCGAUCUCGAGCCUGCAAGCCAUGCAGAGCUCGACGUAAGAAGUGCGACGAGCAAAAACCUAUCUGCGGAUUGUGCAUCAAAAGAGGAGUCGAAUGCGUAUACAAGACCGACCUAAAUAUUGUCUACGUCAACCCAGGCGCUCAUGUCGCACGCUCUCGAGAAUCCAGCAAAAGCUCCAGCCCAGGCUCAACUGGCUCAGAUGAAAAUUCGCUCUUUGAUCUCCCACCUUCGUGCUUGGCAAGUGCUAUUCAAUUGCAGAUUCGUGGAAACUUAGCAGAGGGCUACCUCUCCCGCAACGUACGACCAACGGCUUCCACAGCUUGGCUUUACGCUAUCAACGAAGAUUCUCUGAACGAUCCGCUACUGGACGAUGCAUUACGCGCGCUUUCCUUGUCUUGUCUCGAGCAUCAAGACGCGUCUGGUCAGAUCUCUCAUAGAAGUCGUGAGAUGUACGGUAAGACAAUCAGAAGGCUGAACACAAGGCUCGAGACCACGGAGGAAGCAAUGGCGGACACCACCUUAGCUGCUGUCAUGAUCCUUCUAUCAUUUGAGACCUACACAGCGACACAACAGAAUUUGACCGGCUGGUUUUCCCAUGCUAAGGGUGCUUCCCAGCUAGUCAAAAUGCGAGGCAACAAGAACGCUUCGAGUGGCAUCGCUCAACAACUCUAUCUCGGGUCGCGUAUGUGGCAGCUCAUCUGUGGUAUUGGUCAGCGCAAGGCUAUUACGAAUGCAGCUGCACCUCCUCCUCAAACAUAUACGGGCUUGUUUGCCUCGUACUCAAUGCUUUUCGACAUUUUAUUCACAAUGCUAGCAAUCAUGGAACAAGCAGAUAUCGUGAAUGCAAUGCUCGAGAACAUGGAGACGCAAAAUGCAGACUCGGCUAUAUCAAUUCUAUCGUACAUGUUUCAGAACUUUGAAUCAAAUCUAGAUGGUUGGUACGAUCAACUUCUGCAGAACGAGAGCGAUGGGGAUGAGCAGAAGCUCUUCUGGCUGGAACACUCAUACCUAAGCGACCAAUUACCGCUCGAAAGUCCCCAGCGCGUCUAUUCAACAUAUAUGCAUUUCCAAAACCUCGACAUCGGCGAACAGCUGAUCCUUUACUGGGGGUUUUCCCUACUAACGCACCUACUCAUAUACAAAACGGAACUCAAUAUUCGAUCCCGGACGUCCUUAACAAUCUCACUCUACUCGACUGAUGCUUCCAGACAAGCUUCAUUGACAAAGCAACAUCUUUGCGCCGAUCGAAUCACCCAGUCACUAGAAUAUUUUCUCAAUUAUGGAGUCAGUGCCGUGGCUGUGAGCUUCCUCGGUGUACCCAUGAAUGUGGCAUUCGGCUAUUGGGCUCAAUAUGACUUGCCACAACGAAGAUGGUUCGAGUUGAUCUUCGAACGUCUUCGCUCGACCCAUCGAGGUUACGGAUCUCUCAUGGCUGAAAUGGCUCAAAAGGGAGGAGGAGGCGAGGGCUUUCGUGCAGCCAUUGGCAAAACUCCCAAGGCUGAACUGAAUACGGAGAGGCUUCGCAGCAACCUACAGCGGUCCCAAUACACCUGUUAG
Messenger RNA from Lithohypha guttulata, 1572 nucleotides. RefSeq lists its product as uncharacterized. The transcript is spliced from 3 exons. The record is from RefSeq and is a predicted model, not a curated record. The coding region runs from base 1 to 1572 and encodes 523 amino acids. Gene Ontology annotation, molecular function: zinc ion binding; DNA-binding transcription factor activity, RNA polymerase II-specific. Gene Ontology annotation, biological process: regulation of DNA-templated transcription. NCBI's taxonomy places the organism in Eukaryota, Fungi, Ascomycota, Eurotiomycetes, Chaetothyriales, Trichomeriaceae.